Molecule: messenger RNA, 3417 nt
Organism: Sphaeramia orbicularis (orbiculate cardinalfish)
Lineage: Eukaryota; Metazoa; Chordata; Actinopteri; Kurtiformes; Apogonidae
Product: E3 ubiquitin/ISG15 ligase TRIM25-like
Exons: 8
Coding region: 100-1548 (482 amino acids)
Molecular function (GO): zinc ion binding
Source: RefSeq, a predicted model, not a curated record
GAGUUCUUUCACUUUUGCUCGUGUGUGCAGGAACCAGACGUCAAGAAGACAAGUGGAAGGGAUAGACCGAGCCACAGUUUUAAUGUUGUGGUGUGAAAAAUGGCAGAAGAAGAUGGAAAUGGACGAAUGCAACUGGAGGAGAUGCUCACAUGCCCAGUGUGUCAGGAUAUCUUCAAAGACCCCCGGCAGCUCCCAUGUGGACACAGUUUGUGUAUGGGUUGUGUGGAGAAGAUGAUUGAUCAUGCCUCAGAUGUUCCCUUUCGCUGCCCAGAUUGCAGGGGUUAUUUUGGACAGAUCAUCGGGGUCCAGAAGAGCUACACACUGGCCAACAUCGCAGAGGAAUUCAGGGUGAACAGGAACAGGAUGGUACAGGACUUAAAAGGUGUGUGCUGCGACUGCUGCUCAGACAACACCCCUGCUUUCAAAACCUGCCUGAAGUGUGAGGUGUCGAUGUGCAAAGAGCAUGUGAAGCCCCAUCUCGAGCUGCCAGCAUUCACCGGACACCAGCUGGUCAAACCGCUUAGCGACCUUGCACAGAGGAAGUGCCCUCAGCACGAGGACGAGGUGCUGCGGUACUACUGCAGGACCUCCGGACGCUACAUCUGCAACCUGUGCGCCCUGGAAAACAAACAGAAGAACCUGGCAACGGAAACCUGCACCAUCAUGCGCAGACAGAUCACUGAGUACAUGGACGAACGCUUCAGAAGCCUUCAGGAAAAAAUUUCAGAUUCAACCCACGCUGUGAGACAGCUGAAAGCAGAAAUCCGAAGUGAUAAUCAAAGAUCGGGUUCCGUCAACUCGUGCUUCAACAGCGUCACUGUGGUUCUGCUCUGCCUGUGGUUCAUCGUUCUGUAUUAUGCCUACCACUACUCUGUAGAAAACCAGAAACUGACAGAGGCCUGGGACACGCAGCAGAAACACGUGCAUCGCAUGUAUUCCAACAUAGCAGAACUGAUGGUUGAUUAUUCAGAGAGGAGCCGCAAAGAGACCAAGCCUCCAGAGACACAAGAUGAAGGAAACUUCAUGCUGGACCUGGACAGCGUCAGUCCGUUCCUGAAAGUGUCCGCUGACCUCCAGACGGUGCAGAGAGUGAAGACCAAGCUGGAUUACUCAGUCAGUAAACACCGCUUCACCGAGGCCCCCCAGGUCCUCUCGUCCCACUGCUUCUCCUCCGGGACCCACGUCUGGGAGGUGGAGGCCGAGGGAUACUGGGACAUCGCCGUGUCUUACAAGAGCAUCCAACGACUGGGCAAAGACGCCAGUGCCUUUGGGAACAACCCCAAGUCCUGGAGCCUCAUGCAUAACGACAAAGGUAAACUGGCUGCCUACCACAACCGGAUCAAAAUGGCUCUGUCCGGAUCCCUGCAGAGCAACCGGAUCGCAGUGAUGGUCAAUUUUGACAAAGGCAGCAUCACAUUCAGCUCCGUGGACAUUAAAACCACCAAGCUGCACGAGUUCAGCGCUGAACUGACUGAGCCGGUGUGCCUGGGGUUCGGCCUGUAUCGAGUGGAUCCCAUCAGCAAAGCCUCCAUCAUCAGAGCCUCCUGAAGAGACCAAUGUGAGUAACCGGGUCCAGUUGGUCAAAAGCAGUCUGAUCAGAUUGGAUCAAGGCUAGGAAAUCAUUAGCCUCAGAGCAUAAUUGCCUUAGUCAUAUUUUUUUUCAGAUUAUAGAAAAUGAUGAAAAAUGAAUAUGCAGUGUUAGGAGAGUGAAGUUAUGCACGAUUUGGCCAAAAAUAUGAAAAAAAAAAUUAAAAUUAUGUUAUGAGGCUAACGAAAUGAUUUCCAUUAUUCUGAAAUCCUUUAGAUCAGUGGUUCUCAACUGGUCCAGCUUCAGGACCCAUUAUCACCCCUCAAUGACAAGCUGGCAUUCAAUGGGUUAAAAUCCUGAAAAAGAUUAAAUAUCUAGUAGAUUAAUGGAGGAAAAAAAUACUGAUAUAUGAUCAUUUUACAGGAGUUUUUUUUUUUUUUUUUUAAAGCCCAAAGGUUUCCAGAAAGUGCAAAAAGUGUCCGUAGUGCAUAAUAGGCCUCAUUAGACUAAAAGACUAUAUAAAAAAAGAAAUAAUAAUAAAGAAAUUCAUGCCAUAAGAUUAGCAAAUCAAAAAGAAAAGAUGACAAAAAUGGCCAAAGGGGUCCUUGAGGUUAACUGAAUGUAAUUUUCCCAAAUCUUAUGCUAAGUGAACACACUUAUCAUGCGAUUGUGCCUUAAGUCACAUAUUCUGUCCCUUCUAAGUCAAAAUAUAGGACCAUGAAGAUGAACAACUUGUCGCCUUAGAUGUUAAUUUAUUUAUAUUUUUGCACUGUGGUAAAGUAGGUAUUAAGUUACUUAUUAAGCCUGUUAUUUCGCUAAAGUUGUAGCAUUUUAUGAUUGAGUCCUGCAUCUUCUUGUUGGGGUUCAUUUUACAGUAAUUACCAACCUUUAUUUACACAUUUCUUUGGUAAAUAAUUGGACACAACAGUGGUUUAAAAAAAAAAAGUCAGGAAUAAGACUGAGAAUUCAACAAAACAGUCCCAUCAUUAGUUUGAACUCUCAUUUACCACUUUUAUUUACUUACAAGACUAUAAAUCAGUCAAAAGUAGUUUCUAACAAAUGCAUCUAUAACUGCACAUCAGUUCAGUCUCUGAUUCAGAUGAGUCUAAAAUCUUUUAAUGUCUGUAUCUGAAACAAUGAAAACCAUGAAACCAGGCAUAAAAGUAAAAUCCAGAUCAUUCUGAAUCUGAUCAACUGGCCCCAAAUGAAAAUAAAGGCUCACUUUCACUGAGAGAACUGAGUUAAAGCAAAAAAAAAAAAAAACCCAAAACCUCUGUCUCAGGUAUAUUUUUAUAAUUGAAUGUCAAUUUAAUGAAUGUAAAUAUGUUGAUCUUUAUUUUAAUAUAAAAAUGUGUGUAAUACAUGUUAAAUACAGCAGUAUUUCAUGAAACUGGUGGACUGUCUUUCUUCAGCAUAAGGGGAUGGGGAUAUGAGAAACUGAUCCUAAUGUGUGUCAAUGUUUUAAUAAAUGUCAGGUGAUAUCAGUAAAAACAGAUAAAAUUUUAGAACUAAGUGAAAGAAAUUAAAUCAAAUCAAGAAGCUUCGAAUGAAACAGAUUAAGUCACAUUAUUCACCAUCAUUUGGUUAUAAUGGACUGUUUUACUGCAGCUACAAAACCUCUACUUUUCCUAAAGUUUUCCUUUUUAACAAGAAGCACAUUCUUCCAGAGCUUCCCCAACUUUCACUUUUAGGAAUGCAAUAAGAAAAGAGAAUACAAGGCUGCUUUGAGCAUUUUUUUUUGCUCAUUUAUUACGAAAACAUGGAGAUCUGGCAUUCCCCCCCCCAACCAUAACAUUGAUCUGAUCCAGUUUUUUUUUUUAAUAUAAAAAGGCAAAAUGACAUCUUUUAAGCCACUAUCUUCGAUACAAAAAACAGAGGCAUACAAUGGU